Messenger RNA from Nelumbo nucifera (sacred lotus), 1451 nucleotides. RefSeq names its product putative protein phosphatase 2C 58. The record is from RefSeq and is a predicted model, not a curated record. Gene Ontology annotation, molecular function: protein serine/threonine phosphatase activity. NCBI's taxonomy places the organism in Eukaryota, Viridiplantae, Streptophyta, Magnoliopsida, Proteales, Nelumbonaceae. Gene Ontology annotation, biological process: protein dephosphorylation.
GACCAAUCGGAGUGAUGACUCACGACUCACGAGGCACAAUUUAAAUGUGAGUAAAGGUGAAGGAAAAAAAAAAAAAAACAGUAAAAGAGAAAUGGAAGGGAGAAAAGUCGUCGGCGGGGUCGUCUAAUCGUCUUGGCGUUCCGCUGCCUUUACGGCUGGCUGUACGAAGUUGAUGAUGAUGAUGAACCUCAACCUCGUCUAUUAAUAGACACCUGUCUCCCCUUCGCCGUCCAUUUCGCCCUGUGAUCUCGCUUUUGACGAUCGUCUUCCCGAUAGCAACCAUGACUGGAAGGGAAAUUCUCCACAAGAUGAAGGUAAAAGCUGGUUUCGGUUCAUCUGCAUCAGAUACAGGGAAAGGCAAGAGCAAGAUGUCUGGAAGGCACAUUACACAUGGUUUCCACUUGGUUAAGGGAAAAUCAAAUCAUGCCAUGGAAGAUUAUGUUGUUGCAGAAUAUAAGAAAGUACAUGACAAUGAAUUGGGGUUAUUUGCAAUAUUUGAUGGUCAUUCGGGUCAUAAUGUUCCAAACUACCUGCGUUCCCACCUUUUUGACAAUAUUCUAGAAGAGCCUGACUUCUGGACUGAAACAGAGACUGCAAUCAAGAACGCAUAUUCCAAAACUGACUCUGUGAUUUUAGAGAGAUCAGGUGAUUUGGGAAGAGGAGGUUCAACUGCAGUUACUGCAAUAUUAAUCAAUGGUAAGAAACUGGUGGUAGCAAAUAUUGGAGAUUCUCGAGCUGUGAUCUGCAAGAAUGGUGUAGCCAAACAGCUGUCAGUUGAUCAUGAGCCAAGUAGGGAGCGAAAAAUCAUUGAGAGAAGAGGGGGGUUUGUGACAAAUAUUCCAGGAGAUGUCCCGCGAGUUGAUGGACAGCUUGCGGUGGCAAGGGCAUUUGGUGAUAAAAGCUUGAAGGGCCACCUCAGUUCAGAACCAGAUGUUGUGACAGAGAUAAUUGAGGAUGACACAGAGUUUGCUAUAUUUGCAAGUGAUGGGUUAUGGAAGGUUAUGUCAAACCAAGAGGCUGUGGAUGCUAUUGAACAGACAAAGGAUGCCCAAUUGGCAGCCAAGCGUCUGACUGAAGAGGCUCUUUCUAGGAAAAGCAAGGAUGAUAUUUCCUGCAUAGUUGUGAGGUUCCACUAGCUAAUCCUUUUGGUUUGGACUUCUUUUUUUUUUGACAAAGCUGUGCUUCAGAAAUAAGAAGGAAACCCAAUUAUCCCUCUUCUUUGUCCUUGUAAAGGUUUUCAUGGUAUUGUUGUUUGUCUUGUUAGUGGUAGAAAUCCGCAUGGAUUGUAACAGUCUUUGUAAGUGUAAAUGCAUUGAAAAUACUACUGGUUGGAUGAGCAACUAUAAUUGUAGUUUACAUGCUCUCAAUUGGGCUUGUCUUGUGAACAAAUGAGUCCAGAGUCUGGUUCAAUUAAGCAGGAUGAAGCACUGUGAAUGAACAUUUGUGGUUCA